Molossus molossus (Pallas's mastiff bat) is the source of this 990-nucleotide messenger RNA. It is a transcript of the gene ATP4B, whose product is annotated as ATPase H+/K+ transporting subunit beta. Gene Ontology annotation, cellular component: sodium:potassium-exchanging ATPase complex. NCBI's taxonomy places the organism in Eukaryota, Metazoa, Chordata, Mammalia, Chiroptera, Molossidae. Bases 1 to 990 code for a protein of 329 amino acids. Gene Ontology annotation, biological process: intracellular sodium ion homeostasis; intracellular potassium ion homeostasis; potassium ion import across plasma membrane. The record is from RefSeq and is a predicted model, not a curated record. Gene Ontology annotation, molecular function: ATPase activator activity. The transcript has 8 exons.
AUGCGUCCCAGUCCCCGCCAUCAGCAGAUCUCCGGGGACAUCUCCUCAUCGCUGACACGGGGCAUCGGGAGCGAUGGGAGUCGGAUUCUGGGACCCUCUCCUCUGGAACAGAACUUCAGCCCUUUCACACACUGGCCCUGUUUCCACCACGUCAGGUGUAUUCCCGCCCGUGACAGCUGCAAUAGCAGGACACCGGUCACCCAUUGCCCCGCGUCUCGGACCAGGGAGUUGUGGAUCAGCCUCUACUACGUGGCCUUCUACGUGGUGAUGACCGGACUCUUCGCCCUGUGCAUCUACUCGCUGAUGUGUACGCUCGACCCCUACACGCCUGACUACCAGGACCAGCUCAAGUCACCAGGGGUGACCUUGAGGCCCGAUGUCUAUGGGGAGAAAGGCCUGGACAUUGCCUACAAUGUCUCUGAUAACAGGACCUGGACAGACCUAGUGCACACCCUCCACGACUUCCUGGCAGGCUACGCGCCAGCAGCCCAGGAGGACAACAUAAACUGCACUUCCGAGAAGGUGUUCACCCAGGAAAGCUUCGGGGCCCCUAACCACACCAAGUUCUCCUGCAAGUUCACGACGGACAUGCUGCAAAACUGCUCGGGCCUGGCGGACCCCAACUUCGGCUUUGAGGAAGGAAAGCCGUGUUUUAUCAUUAAAAUGAACAGGAUCGUCAGGUUUCUCCCCAGCAACAAGACAGCCCCCAGGGUGGACUGCGCCUUCCUGGACCAGCACAAGGAUGUCCAGCCCCUGCAGGUGGAGUACUACCCGCCCAACGGCACCUUCAGUCUACACUAUUUCCCUUACUACGGGAAGAAAGCACAGCCCCACUACAGCAACCCGUUAGUGGCCGCGAAGCUCCUCAACGUCCCCAGGAACACGGAAGUUGACAUUGUGUGCAAGAUCCUGGCGGAACAUGUGACCUACGACAACCCCCAUGACCCCUUUGAAGGGAAAGUGGAAUUCAAGCUUAAAAUUCAGAAGUAA